AAGAUGCACUGGAGUCACCUCACCCAGACAGUAAUCUUCCCUUCUCUCAUUGGACCUGGAAUCAUGGGCAAUAUUCUAAUAUUUGAGAGACAUGUACAUAUUUUUGUCAUGGGAACUGAGAAAAAACCCAUAGACCUUAUCCUUAUUCACUUGGCAUUUUCAAAUAUAACAAUUAUUUGUAAUAUGGAAAUCAAAGACAUAGCCACAGUGUUUUAUUUUAGGAACUUCCUAGGUGAUGCUGGUUGUAAAGUUGUGGUUUUUCUGGGAAGGAUGGCUCGAGGACUCUCCAUCUGCACCACCUGUCUCCUCAGCAUGGUCCAGGCUGUCACCAUCAACCCCAGGAUGACCCUGUGGAGAAAACUCAAACCACAGACUGCAGGACAGGUUCUUCCCUACCUCCUCCUCUUUUGGAUGUUAAACUCUCUGAUAAGCUCCAAUUUGCUGUUCUUUAUCAUGGCAGUCAGUCCUGUGAACAGAUCUGUUGUUGGCACAUAUGCUGGGUAUUGCUAUAUGGCUCCAUCGAGGCUCUUAAUGAGAUGGCUUUUCAUCUCACUCAUGGCACUUCGUGAUGCCAUCUUCCAGAGUCUAAUGGGCUGGAGCAGUGUGUCCAUGGCUCUCCAUCUCUAUAAACAUCACAAACGUGUCUCCUACCUUCACAGCACCCAGAUUGUAAAGAAUUCCAGCCCAGAAAUCAGAGCCACACAAAGCACUCUCAUUCUCAUGGCCUGUUUUCUUUUUUUCUACUGGGGAGAUUUCAUUUUUUCCUUCUACAUAGGUUCCAGGGUGACACGUGAGUCCAUAGUUUCAGUAAUUAAAACUUUUCUAGACCUGAGUUAUGCUGUUGUCAGCCCCUUUGUCUUGAUCAGCAGAGAUGUCCAUGCUGCUAAGAACCGGAGAGUUCAGUGA
Molecule: messenger RNA, 906 nt
Organism: Jaculus jaculus (lesser Egyptian jerboa)
Lineage: Eukaryota; Metazoa; Chordata; Mammalia; Rodentia; Dipodidae
Product: putative vomeronasal receptor-like protein 4
Exons: 1
Coding region: 4-906 (300 amino acids)
Biological process (GO): G protein-coupled receptor signaling pathway
Cellular component (GO): membrane
Molecular function (GO): pheromone receptor activity
Source: RefSeq, a predicted model, not a curated record